This is a messenger RNA of Vigna unguiculata (cowpea), 3351 nucleotides long. RefSeq names its product ubiquitin-associated (UBA)/TS-N domain-containing protein / octicosapeptide/Phox/Bemp1 (PB1) domain-containing protein (gene NBR1). The record is from RefSeq and is a predicted model, not a curated record. NCBI's taxonomy places the organism in Eukaryota, Viridiplantae, Streptophyta, Magnoliopsida, Fabales, Fabaceae. Gene Ontology annotation, molecular function: protein binding; zinc ion binding.
AUAAAAAAUUUCUUGUUACCAAAGCCACAAUAGUGUAUAUAUAUGUCACUCUCCGGCUCGCAAAGCUUUUAAAGUGGCUAACGGGUCGCUAACGCUAGCCGUGCAGCUCUCUCCAUUUUCCGUUCCGAAGAAGAAGCUUCGUUUCCCAUUAGGGUUAGGGUUUCAGUGUUUUCUCUUCGUAUAGCUGCCACGCCUUCUUUUGUCGUUUCGCUCCGAGAGCUAUGGAGUCUGCUCUAGUGAUCAAGGUGAAAUAUGGGGAUACCCUCAGGCGCUUCACUGCCCGUGUGGACGAGAUUAAUCGACUGGAUCUCGACAUGGUUGGGUUGAGACAGAAGAUAUGUUCUAUCUUCGGUUUCAGUGCUGAUGCAAAUUUAGUUCUGAGAUAUGUUGAUGAAGAUGGCGACUUGGUGACUCUGGUUGAUGAUGAUGAUUUGCGUGAUGUGAUGAGGCAGCAAUUGAAAUUCUUGAAAAUUGAGGUACUUAUGAGCAAUGAUGGUGGUGCUAAAUCAACUGCGUGGUCUACUGGAAGUACCACUCCCUUAAAAUCUCCUUCUGUCACAAACCCACGUCUGGGUAGAAAUACUAUAUUACACGAGGCUCUGUCUAAAUUGUCACUUUCAAAAGCGGCAUCUUCAACUCCCGUGGUUGAUAAUAUUGCCAAUUCAAUAUUGAAAAUAGGACAAUCGGUUCUAAAUUCUCAUUUCCAGCCUCGUGAUGCAGCUGAUACAAUUUCAAAAACGGGUGUUCCUGAAGAACAUACCACUUCUAAGGCAAAAGGUUCUCAAUCUUCAUAUGUGGACUCGGCCUCCAAUUCUACUGUCCAUGGUGAGAGUGCCAAUCCCUUAAGAUUUCCUGUUUCAAACCCAUCUCUGAGCCCAAAUGCAGAUAAAGUUGACAUUUCAUCUCCUGUGCCUGAUCCAGUACGUGAGCUUGUUUCCAAUUUAUUGUAUCCAAAUGCUGCAUCUUCUAGUCAGCUGCCUGUUAAUCUUGCUGAUUUAAUUUCCCUAGUGGGACAUUCUGUUCUAAAUUCUUAUUGCCAGCCUCAUGUUUCAACUGGUCCAUUCUCUAAAAAUGGUGUUCCUGAAGAACCUCUCUCUGGUGAAGUCAGAGAUCUACAGAUGCCAUCUGUGGACUUGGCUUCCAAUGCCACUCAACAUGUGGAGGCUGAAAACCUAAUUAGAGAUACAGCCUCUGCUUCUAAUGCCAAUCCACAUUGUGAAACAAGAACUCUACGGAUGCCAUCUGUAGAUUUGGCUUCUAAUGCCACUCAACAGGUAGAGACUGAAAACAUAAUUAGAGAUGUUGCCAGUCAACAUUUGGAAGCUGGGAAUGUAAUCAGUGCAACAACAGCUGCGGAAGUUGCAACAGUUGAUCUCAAUAUCCCUCCUUGUGAUCCUUAUUCAUCUCAGUCCACAAAUGUGAAUAAGGGUCCACUUUCAUCAGAAGUCCCUGAUGGUGAUCGCAGGAAGGGUAAAAUGUCAACUGUCUAUAGUUCUGCUGGUAAGGUUGACAGCAGUGGUACAUCAUCAAGUCUUCCUGGUCCUAGUAAUGACAGUUCAACCCAGAAUACUUCAUUGAAGGCUGGUGUUUUCUUUGAAUGUCCAUUUUCUGGGUCAUAUAUUAAUUCUUGGACACCACAUUUUGGAAACUCUCAAAUGCCCCCAUUUAAAAGGAGCCAUCCUCACACUGAGGCAAUGACUGGUAUGUUCCACAAAGGCGUGCGUUGUGAUGGUUGUGGUGUCUAUCCAAUAACUGGACCUCGGUUCAAAUCCAAAGUGAAGGAAAAUUAUGAUCUCUGCCACAUUUGUUACAACGAAAUGGGUAAUGGGACAGAUUAUAUCAGAAUGGACCGCCCGGCAUCUGCUCGUUUCCCUCGAUGUGUAUAUGAGCAAUCCAAAAACUUUCCAACAUUACCGCCACAUACUUUUAAGAAAAGUUCCAUUUUGAAGCAUGGAAGACCAAAGUUAGAUAGUCGGUUCAUUUUGGAUGUCAAUGUGCUAGACGGUACGAUGAUGGCUCCAUCUACUGCAUUUACAAAGAUCUGGCGGAUGCGCAAUAAUGGCACUGUAGCGUGGCCCAAGGGAACUAAACUUGUUUGGAUUGGAGGAGACAAGUUUAGUGACUCUCAUUCAGUUGACUUAGAGGAUGGUGUCCCUAUCGAGAAGGAGCUUGACAUUGCAGUUGACUUUAUAGCACCACGGAUACCUGGUCGAUACACAUCAUACUGGAGGUUGGCAACUUCAUCUGGACAUAAAUUUGGCCAACGUGUUUGGGUCCUUGUACAGGUUGAUGCCUCUCUCAAGGACUCAUUUUAUGAUAACUCUCAAGGAUUGAACUUGAAUAUUCCACUUGAUGUCAGUGGAUCUGAAGGACCUCUGCUUAUAGAUAUCAAUGUUAGGCCUGCCGAGGAUGAUACUUUUCUUCAAACCCGCAUUCCUAAUGCUCCGAUUCAACCUGCGGAACAGGUUGAUGAGGAACCAAGAUUGGAACUGGAAAAGGAAUUCCCUAUAAAUGAAGCUACAUUUGUUGGCCCUUCUGCCUCAGCCCCUGCUGCCUCAGCCCCUGUUGCAACCUCCCUUGCACCUUCAUCAAUCUCUUAUCCUAUUAUUGAUUUAUCUGAAACAACCCCUGCUGUUCCCUCUAAUCAGCAAUCCUCCACUGUGGAUGUACCAUCAUCAUCUGUUGUAGGGACCGGUGGAAUUAACCCUGUGGAGGAGAGUCUACUUAAAGAACUUGAGGCGAUGGGUUUUAAGCAGGUUGAUUUGAACAAAGAGGUCUUGAGGAUGAAUGAGUAUGAUCUGGAGCGAUCCAUAGACGAUCUAUGUAGUGAUGUCUAUGGUGUUUCUGAGUGGGACCCUAUCCUUGUAGAGUUACAAGAGAUGGGUUUCCGUGACGAAGAGAUGAAUAAGAGGUUGCUUAAGAAAAACAAUGGAAGCAUAAAGCGUGUUGUUAUGGAUUUAAUCCAAGGAGAGUAGUUUUUGUUGAAAUGUGGGUUAAUAGUUAAUGUAAAGUUGGCGACUUGUGCUCCUAGGGUGCUUGACAUCUGCCAGGUAGACAUAAUUAUAUCUUAUUUCGUAUCUAUCCCCUAUCUUUGUGUUGUGGUGAUAUUGCCAUCACAAUCCAGUGUCGGAUUCAAGUAUGUUUGAACUUCUAUGCUUUCGUAUGUAAUUAAUUAUAUUGCCACCCUCAGCAGUUUUUAAGCCUUGUUAUUUUUCUCAGAAACUAGUUUUAAUAACAUUUGUCAUUAGCAAUGAUUUUUGCUACAUUUGCCUAGGUAUGACUGAAAGAUGUAACGGGAUACUUAAAAGAUGUAGCAAAAAAAGUGAAAUGGAUGGUAAGAUCAUUGGUUUA